Molecule: messenger RNA, 741 nt
Organism: Amphimedon queenslandica
Lineage: Eukaryota; Metazoa; Porifera; Demospongiae; Haplosclerida; Niphatidae
Exons: 6
Source: RefSeq, a predicted model, not a curated record
UUCCUUCGUGGUUUGUUUGUGAUUGAUAAAGAUCAGUUUAUUGACAGAAAAAUAAAGCAAAUAUUCUCACAUUAUUUCAUAAGCUAUCUUCAAUCCAACCCAAACUCAUCCACUAAUCCAUUUGUAUUAUUAGUGUCUCCAGCUUUUUAUGAAUCUCGCAAUAAAUACGAUUGUGACGUUUUUGUGAGAGUCUUUGACAUCAUAUCAAAGCAGCAGCUAGUGAUAGAUGAAUCAAUUGCUAAUGUUACAAAAUUUAAGUACUACUAUUCAAUACUGGAAGCUACACCAAUUCUUCUUGGACCACUCCUCUCAUUAUUCUUAAGGAUGGGGUCAUCUCCCUCCAGUCAGAACUGUGUUGCGAUUAUUAAGAAACUAUUUAAGAAAUUAUUUGAAACUAAUAAGAGUCAUGCAGAUGAAUUAUCAAAUUCUAAGUUAAUGCCAGUGAUACAAGAGUAUCUUGUCAGCAAUUUAUUGAAUACUAAGGAACAUAUAUUCAGCUCCUUGAUUGCUAUAGCAGCACAUUAUCUCACCUUCAUAUCCCAGGCACUGUUUCCAGCUAAAAAACUUGUUGAGGAAAAUGACAGUAAAAGCUGUCGUCAAAACAAUUUAUUGAGAAACUAGAAGAGUCUGUCACUGUGCCAAUAAAUUAACUUAAGAUUUAACAAUACAUAUUAUCCUUUUCAUGCAACUAUUGCUGUUUAUUUUUAAGUAGCUAGAAAUAGCAAUUUUACUCACCUCAAA